This is a messenger RNA of Monomorium pharaonis (pharaoh ant), 3455 nucleotides long. RefSeq lists its product as uncharacterized. The record is from RefSeq and is a predicted model, not a curated record. The transcript has a single exon. Lineage: Eukaryota; Metazoa; Arthropoda; Insecta; Hymenoptera; Formicidae. Bases 2168 to 2941 code for a protein of 257 amino acids.
CAUUUUAAUAUUACAAAUAAAUUAGUAUAUUUUUCGAAUUUUGGAGAUUUUUUAUGUAUUCAAAUAUAUUCACGCAUAUACACGUACACGCUAGACGAAAAGGAAGUAACGGUAGGUAAUGGUCGGAGUUCGUAAAAAUUCCAAGCGCUUUCACGAUUCGUGCGUUCUCCGAAAAAAAGGAGGCACGUCCGGGAAUCUUGCGAGAGUGCUCGAUGAUUCCGUCUCAACUGGUACACGCGAUCGUACAGUCAAAACGACGAGAGGGGGAGAGUGAUGGAAGGGGCAAGCGUGCUUACACAUAAAUGUCAUUUUAAAUACUUUCGCAACGCGGUGGCGACUUUUAAUUUUUUGGUAGCCGCGUCGCGACGAUGACGAUGCGGCUCGUGUCGUUUUCAGCGUUUAAAAUCUCGGCAUUGUCGUAAACCUUCGCCGUGGCUUUUCUGCCGCGGCCGCGUCCGGAAGAGCGGGAACCGCGAAACAAGACGGGUCCGAUCUCCAAUGCUCGACCACCCGUGUGUCUUACUCGUAAUUCCGCGAAGUGCGCCUAGUCUUGGAAAAAGCCGACGUUAAUUGGUGACUGGGAGUCCUUUCCCUCGAAUUAAGUACGUGCCGUACUACCUCAGGUCGAACGUCAACGGGGAAAAAUUGUGCCACGCGUAAACGCGUCCAAAAGAACGGUGUGUUGCAUUACUACUUUUAAAGUAAACGCCGUAAUCGUCAUCGUCAUCGCCAUCCUCCUGGCGACAUACCACCACGUCGUGGACGGAAUUCCGCGAACCGCGAGUAUCUUUUCUUUCCGCUAUGGGUGGGCAUUACAUUGAGGUGUGACGUCAAUACCCGAGGUGGAGAUAGCGAUAUUAAUGUCAUCUUUAAGGGAAUAGCCGACGGUAGCGGUAGUGGCAAUUGUCGCAAUGACGAUGACGAUGACGACAAUGAAGACGACGGCGACGGCGGCGAUGGUCCAUCGAGAGGGAACAAAUCGCUCGUGACGUUAAAGAGGAGGGCGAGCAUCGUCGAAGAAGAGGGAGUCGCCACUCCGCGUGUAAGCGAAGAGAGACUCUUCUUGGACGCCCCGACACCGGCCGACUCAGGGGGCUGCAUAAAGUGGUCGGACAAAAGAGAGGGGGGAAUUAGUCACAUCUUCGUGUAUGCCGGCACGCGUAAGUCCCCGUUAAAGUGGGGCAACACCCACGUGGAGGCAGGAUAAAAAAUCCUUCGGGGAUCAGAGAAUACUCAGUUUUGAACAAACCAUUAAGCGAGACGAUCGAGCCGAGACGCAAGAGAGAUCGCACUGCCUCGUUCCACGAUCUCGUCCAAGUCCCGACCGACGAGUUCACGCGAGUGAUCCGCCUUAGGAAUCCGCCGGGAAUCUCCAGGAAACCGGCGAGACUCUCCGUCUACAUCUUGCGCUGGUCAGUGCCGCACGUUUUACUUCGAUUGGCGAAUCAUCACAGAGAAUCGCGCGGCAUUUAGGCCGAAAAACAGUUAGAUUGUCGAAAAUAUUUUCGACUUGCGUCACGUGUUCGAAGAAUCCGUCAAACGAUCGGCCGAACCUGAAAGUGUCUCGCUGAUAUCGACUUUGUCAAUUUUGCCGAAUUUCAAAGGUAGCUCGGUAGACCCUGGAGGAAACCCUGGAAGAUAAUCCACUUUCCGUGGUAAAAUUCACCUUAUUAAACCGCAGUUAUCACUCGAUCUGUUAUCAUAUUCUCACAACUCGUCACAACCGCGCGUAAACGAUUGACAAAAAUUAUUCAGAAAGCAUUCCGAACAGGAUAAUUUAAUAAAGCGGUUGCAACGGUUGGACUACUGGGAAAAAAAAUAAUUAUUUGUCAACAGAUCGGGUUCGAUUCCUGAUCCUCUGUCACCUCACGUACAUACAUAUUUAAGUGAAAAAAUAUUAUUCUACUGUGAAAAAAUAUUAUCCACUGUGAUGAAAACGUGAUAGAAACAAAAGCAAAAAGGAAAAUAUAAAAAAUAUUUCAAGCGUAGUGCGUUGAAAAAAAAGAAAAGGUAUAUAUACGUGACGAAAAGCAAGUUCCGGGGGCAGAUAAGGUCCGUCCCGUUAGGGAUCCCAGGAGAAAGAAGAAGAAGAAUAAAGAAGCGAUAAUUAUAUCGAUAAAGAUUGCCGACCUCUCUUGCGGGGGUCCUUUCGCGUAAAUUUGACAUAAUGGCGAUAUUUAACAUCGUGCUUUGCAUACCCGUUCUCGUCGCCUGUGUCAUCGUCAGCACGCCAGCCAUUCAAGGACGGAGUCUGAGGCGACGACACGGGCAUCAUUCUCAUUCGGACUACUACAAUCUCGAGGAAUCGCUGCCGCGCGAUCUGUCGGGACGUCUCGAGGAUGAUCUGGAAUACUACCGCGAUUAUUACGGACAGACGAAAAAGCGCAAGUAUCCCGAGGUACUGGACAGCACCUCGGAAUUCGAGAACUCGGAGGAGCGGGUACCGCCGUUUCUCCCUCGAUACGAGCGCGAGUACGAGUCGAGGGAUCGCGAGUCCUCGCAACGAAAGUGGGAGGACCACCCCCUGCUCGUGGACGACGACUUUGACGCGUUCCCGCGAAUUGUCGCCAGGAGGAAACGCCACUACAAGCACGGCAGGUAUCAGGACAAGGAGCAGAAUCGCCAUUACUUCGAGAUGGAGGUGAAGGUCGCGCAGAAUCGCUCGAUCUGCAACUACACCGUGGAGUCGAUACCGGACCACUCCGGCUCCCGGAUACCGAGGGAUCUGGAGCACGUCAAGUGCAACCACCUCGGCAGCAGCUGCCAGGGCGCCGGCACCUACUGCUGCAUACAGACGUACAGGAAUAUCGAGGUGUCCUACGGCAACGGUCACAACGAGACGAUGAAGCUGUACGUGGGCUGCGUGUGCGCCUUUCAGGGUGCACACCACUCGGAUAAUGUGCAAUCGUUGACGCAGUCGCCGCUGCCUAUUAACGAUUGACACCCGAGAGCCCGGAGAAUUCGGGAAGCAGGAGGGAGCGGUGGGCGGCAGUGACGAUCCAGUUUGGUAACGACAAUUUUUUCGUCUCGGUGACGGUCGAUCAUCGGCGAUGAUUCUCUUCUUCCGUACCGGCUCGAAUCGAGCGAGACGGAGGAGACGCCGAUUGAAACCAAGCGGGGGACGCGCAACUGUUGUUGUUGCCCGCUGACGUGACGUUGCAAUCGACAAUCCGUGGACGUCUUUCUUUACUUUUUUUUUUUUCCUUUUUGCGUAGAACUCGUUUGAAGAUUGCGUCUAGUGACGCGCGAAUACCGGGAAUUUAACAGAUUUACUCAAACGUUUGACGUUAGAACGACGAGAAGGAUUUACUGGACUGCGGGGAAAGCGGCGGAAGGAGGUUGCAAAGGAUCGAAAUCGCGACGCGCGCGUACGAGACGAUCUCUCGUCAACUUCUUAUUUUACCACCUUCGUUCUGAUACUACUACUCGUAGUUUGACUAUAUAUAUAUAUAUAU